AGCGCUCGGCUGUCCUGUUCUCAGCUUGUUCGUCGCCGCACGCAUGCGUCGCCGCUGGGGUUUCUGUCCGCCUUUCUGGAGUAUAGUAGUGCGUGCAGUUGCAUGCUGUUCUCGUGUGAUUUCGUCGGUGGGUUGGUGUGCGUCUGGUUUAGUGGUUUGGACACUCCUGGCUUGCGGUUUUUUCGGUGGAUUCGGUUUCCUCGCGAAUGUGGUGCGCGCUUCUGCUGCCUGACGCCGCCGAUGAUGGUUCGCCGAGGCGAGCGGCCGUGGAUCAGCUGGAAUUUCACUCUCCCUUUUCUUCGUUUUUUUUCUGGAGUUGCGAUCGCUGACGACGAUCGAGUGCGCGCGCGUUUGUGUUCCGCUCUUCCACGCUGUGAUCCCGAGGGGGCUCAGCGGGAUUUGAGGUUUUCUAGGGGGGCUCUCCUGCGAUUCUGCUCGGGUUCUUCGCUCGCGGGGGUUUUUUUUUCUCGCCGCGGCCGUGUGUUUCCUAGCUCGCAGCAUGUAGCGCGAGCGCCUGGAGGUUUCCGCUAGGAAUUCCGGCCAUUUCGCUGAGUUUUCUCUGCUGCUCCUCUCGAUUUUGUGCUUCUUCGACCCGCGCCGCGGCUCAUCCCGGCGGAUAGAUAGAUUCUACCGGUUGUGGUUUGAUGGUUUGUUGCUUUUAGGGUUUCGUUUGGCCUCGGCGUUUUACCGUCCUUUUGGCAUCGGAAGGUGGUUGGAGCUCAGCUCGUCUACAUCGCGGCCUUUUCCUGUGACGUUUGGUUUGGUUUUGAUCGAAACCUCGUCGUCGCCAUUGCUCUGAUUGCUUGCCUUUUCCUGUGCCGCGGUUUACACCGAUCGAUUUCGGUGGUGCUGGGUUGCUUUUGCGGCCGUGUUGACGGAGAGGAUUAAGUUUCAGCUCAAUAAUGUGGGAGCUUCAGCAGCACCGGGCAGAUGAAUUUUCUGCUCUGAUCGCCCUCUCCAUGUGCAGCCCCUCCCAUCGCAUUCUAUUUCUAGCUUUACUUUUGGGUUUGGGUUUUGGGGUUUUCCAUGGCUUGCUGAGUUUUUACUAGGCAGGUUCACGCGCUAAUGACGUUUCAGUGCGGUUCGAUGCGAUCCCACCAUCAUCCAUGCUAUUUAUGGGAUUCCUUCGGUGGUUGGGACGUUUCGUAUGCUUCCCCGUUCAGAAGAUUGCUGCCUACUACUAUUUCCUAGGUGAUGGAUUCAGAUGAAGAAAAAUCUUUGGAACAAAUCUCUUGCGUGGCUGGGUCGUAGCUUCGUAUCUGGUACCAGUCCGUGUCGCGUCAUUCGCAUCAACGUACGUAGACCUGACCAGUGACCAUCUAUCUAUUGCUGAUGUGACCGAGCUCUAUGUGGUGUCCUUGUGAUUUGACCAUGGUCUACAGGCUUUGGUGUGAAAGUCUUGUCUCUUCUGCUUGUACACAUGGGGUCGUCAAAUGGUUACCUAGCAAAGCAUUCCGUUUUUGUGUCUAUGGAGCAGCUUGACUGGCUGCAUUUUUGUUUUUUCUCGUGAGAUUUCGGAUUCUUUUUUUUUUCAGUUCCGUGCUGUGCUUGAAGUUGAGUAAUUUUGGAUGUUCGUUUUUAACCUUUUUCGUCAGUUGUUUGGGUAGUGCAGUAAAGCAGUAGCAAUUUUUCUCAUUCUCCGCAAGGUGACUGAUGCAUUUAUCGGAUUCCAUUCUGACUUGUCUUUAUAGUGGCAACCCAAGGAUAGCAUGCAAACUUAAAUUUUGUUUACAGAUUCCACUCUGGCCUAUUUUUAGCUUGCUGUUUUCAGACCGUGUGCUUUUUAUUGCCACUGUUCAUAGAAUGAUGUGAAGUUGAAGUUUCGAUCAUGAGUUGCCUCGGGAACUCAAGUGAAGAAACAAGCGGGGCCGGAACCAGGGCCAGCAUGGAGCGCGUAAAGCACGAGAACUUUUGCCGUGCCGUCGCAGAGGACAACACAGCGCUCCUCCUCUCAGCAGUGGGAAACUUCAGGAAGGAGGCCCUGUGCCGCAUCCGCAAGGGCUCCGACGCCUCGAGGGUGCUGGACCAGGAGAUGUCCGUCAGGCUACUCCACCUCGCUUGCAAGCACGACGCAGUAGAGUGCGCGACGCUGCUCCUAGAGGGCGGCAGCGGGAUCACGGCGGCCCCCAUUGAUGCAAGGGACCAGCUCACGCGGACGCCGCUGCACGUCGCAGCUGAGACCCACUCGGCCAGGUGCAUAGAGCUGCUACUCUCCAAGAACGCCCGUACUGAUCUCAGGGUGGUUGACGGGAGACCACUUCUCCCGCUUGAGAUCGCGCUAAUGAGCAGGAGAGUUCAAACUAACUGGUCCGUGGACAACCCAAUUGAGGAUCUUCUGUCUUUUCUUAAACAAAGGGAUCUCAAUGCAGUAAGGCUCCUGGCAGAGAAAACCAGAGUGGUUGGGGAGCUUGCUUACAGAUACGCCAUGGAAGGAUGUGUCCCUGCAUUGACAAUGCUGCUUCUGGUGGUUGAAGAGAAGAUAUCGUCACAGGUUAGUGUGGUUAUAGAGGGUGUCAGAACGAAGCGUUCAAUCUACAACUCCAUUGUGGACGAGGCUUUAUCAACGGGAGAUACUUCAGCUCGUGAUGGACAUGAAAGGAGAAAGGCCCUGCUCUGUGAGAUUCAGCUGCUUAACCAAUUUGGAUCGGCAUCAUGGAGGGACCACAAUGACAAGAGAACACUACCCCCUCUACUGAGAGCUGCUAAGGUUGGAGAUAUGAAUGUUAUAAAGAUGCUCCUGAUGGGUAAUGUUGAUGUCAAUGAAGCCGACUCUGAAGGAAACACAGCACUUCACUGGUGCCUUAGUGGUGCUUCAUGUACCAAGGAACCAAGGAUUGUGUGGCUUCUGCUCAAGAAUGGCGCAAGAGUUUUCCAGGGGAACAAAUUAGGGCUCACACCAGUACACAGCGCUGCAGCUAAGGGCAAUUACAAAGCUCUUCAGUCACUUCUGCUUCAUGCCCAAGAUUGUGUUGAUAUACCUACCAAGACCAAAGAAACGCCAUUAUUUUUUGCAGUGAAGAAUGGUUCUGUGGAUUGUGCAAAACUUCUUUUGCGUUUCGGGGCUGAUACCAAAGCCCGGAACCUGAGAAAGCAAAGACCUAUUGAUGUGGCAACAUCCCAGGACAUGCGUUUCAUCCUUAGCUCUGCGAAUGUGUUACUAUUUUCAGGGAACCAUAACUCACCUCAAAAGAAUCGUGUGAUGAGAAAGGAAAUUUACAAAGAGCUUGGUGAUGAAUUUGACGAUUUUGACAAGGAUUCCUGUGAUGAAAGCUACACUGGGCUUAAGACAUCAGUAGGGCAACGUGAUUUCUGCUCCAGUAAUCUUUCUGCACAAGGGCCUAAGAGUAAGAGCCAAUAUGUUCCAAAACAAGCACAAGGUUCAAAGUUUGUGCCUCGGAAUAAUCAUUGGCCGAAGCAUGAUUACACUCGCAAAAUUUUUGUUGGAGGACUCCCACCUUCAGUAGACUCAGAAUACCUUAUUGAAUUCUUCAAUGCUGAGUUUGGUCCUGUGGAGGAAGCAGUAGUCAUCGGCAUACCAAUUGGCAACCGAGUUCAGUCCCGAGGUUUUGGCUUUGUAAAAUUUGAGAGAGAAGAGGAUAUGAUAAGUGCAAAGGAAGCUCAUCAUGUUUACAUGCUUGGGAAGAGAGUGGAGGUAAAGGAUGCUGUUGCUAGAGCAUACUUGCCUUUAGAAGACCAAAGAUAUACUUCUUUGAGGCAAUUCAUCAAGGAGCGGCCAAAGAUCCACAGGGUGCUGGAUGGUGAACUGACUGAGGAACACAACAUCCAGAAGCGGCGACCAUUGCCAGAAAAGUGUCUUCCAUCCUGGUUCUUUAUAUUCAGGAAGUGGUUACCUGGAUUUCUUGAAGAUGAAACAGCACGACUUAGAGGAGAGAGGUAUCCGUUGAGCUCCCUGAAGGGUGAUUUCAGAGCGACUUGCAGGAUGGAGCUUGAUCACACCGCACUUGGUUAUCCUAAGCUAAGUGACUUUAUCCGCUCCCUCCCUGGCAUCUGCAGAAUGUGUGUAGUUCCUGUUGGAAGUGGACCUGCAACGCACAUGGUCCUCCUUCCACCGCUCUCACGACCGAAGUAUGUACCCCUGCUAGAGCCUUGUUCCUUUGAUCAUGACGAGCUUGCAGAAUCAGUAUCAGAUCAGCACUCCCCACGAUCACCACUUAACACUAACAUCGCGGAUGACUCCCCACGUAACACUGACAGCCAGCAGGGUGAUGAUGCAUGCAGUGAGACCAAUGUUCAGAUCCAGCAAGUUGAUGAUGCAUGCAGUGAGACUUGUGUUCAGAGUCAGCAUGACUAUGGGAAAAGCCAGCAGGAUGGAAGUUCCUCCGACAAUGGUAGCUUACUGGACGAUAUUCCUGCCAGUACUACAAAGCUUGAUCUGAUUGAGUCUGUAACUUCAGUAAAGCCUGCUUUGAUUGAACCUGUACUUCCAAGAAAGCCUGAUCUAAUUGACUCUGUACCUCCAAGCAAGCCUGAUUUGGUUGAGUGUGUACCUCCAAGGCCCAAAUUGAUUGAGUCCGGGUUUCUUCCUCAAAAGAAUGAAUCCGGGCCUGUACAGAAGCCUAAUUUGCUUGGUUUUGGACCUUCAAGAAAUCUUGAGUUGAUUGAGUCCAGGCCUUCAGCAUGCUUCAUUGAUAGUCCUUUUGAAAGGACAGCAGUUACUCCUAGCAGCUGCGAAGGUGAAAUGAGAUUCUCUUUCUUCCAGUCUCAGUGGGACAAGUACCUGGCACCAUAUCCCAGGAGUGACUCCUGCAUCAUAUGUCGAUCUUGUGAAGCUGGGAUGCAACUUGUUCCCUGCUUUCAUAAGAUAUGUGUUGCGUGCAUGAUGAGGUGCAAUGUCAGAGCAUGUAUGGUUUGUGGCACUUCUGUAAGUGGAGUUAAGUCAUCCCCUGCAGUGGAUGCGACAUACAGAUACAUGGGACUCACCGAGCGUGUUUUAGAUCUGAGAUGCCAGUUGAUGGUGGUCUGCCGUGGAGCUGAGGCAAUAGUCAGAUGCUCACCAUGUAUGCACACCAUCGCUUGCCGGGGUUGCUUCCUUGCCUCAGUGACACUACUGAAAUCCUGCACCACCUGUGGCUGCAUGGUUGAACACUUCAAGAUCGUUUGACAAGACUUAUCUCCCAAUACACAGUAGUAUUACUAAGCAAUCUAAGGUAUAGAAUAAAGCAAGCAGUCCUACGACCUGAAGGGGAGAUCUGAUUACUCUCGUUCGGUUUUGCCACACUUGUGGGAUGCGCUAACAGGCUAUUUUGGUAGUGGUAUAGGCACCCUCGCUCUUGUGAGCCUGAGGUGCUCUCUUUUGCUCCCUUUCUGUUCUUCCGUAGAAACACUUUUUCAGUAUCAGACAUGCUCGAUUUAUAUGCUAUUGCUAUUUCUGCUUCUAUGAGCUUGUUAUGGUAUGGCACUAGCAAGUUCUCGGUAAUCUUCCAUGUAAAACCCCUCAUCUCUGUUAUAUGGCACUUUUUCUAUGUAAACCUGUGUAAGUACUACUAGUAUCAAAAAUGGAUCUUUUAUGCAUCACCUCUGGGGUUGCAGUGCU
This is a messenger RNA of Zea mays, 5554 nucleotides long. RefSeq lists its product as uncharacterized. The transcript has 14 exons. Bases 1829 to 5122 code for a protein of 1097 amino acids. The record is from RefSeq and is a predicted model, not a curated record. Gene Ontology annotation, molecular function: RNA binding; protein binding. NCBI's taxonomy places the organism in Eukaryota, Viridiplantae, Streptophyta, Magnoliopsida, Poales, Poaceae.